This is a messenger RNA of Plasmodium reichenowi, 3774 nucleotides long. RefSeq names its product exportin-1, putative. The coding region runs from base 1 to 3774 and encodes 1257 amino acids. The record is from RefSeq and is a predicted model, not a curated record. Gene Ontology annotation, biological process: protein export from nucleus; ribosomal large subunit export from nucleus; ribosomal small subunit export from nucleus. NCBI's taxonomy places the organism in Eukaryota, Apicomplexa, Aconoidasida, Haemosporida, Plasmodiidae. Gene Ontology annotation, cellular component: cytoplasm; nucleus. Gene Ontology annotation, molecular function: nuclear export signal receptor activity; small GTPase binding. The transcript has 3 exons.
AUGGAAAAUGAAUCUUUCAAUCCCCUCUCUUUGUUAGAUAAAAACCAAGCGUUUGAUGCUGAAAAAUUGAAAUUGUUAGACAAUGUGGUGGAAGCUUUAUUAGAUACUAAAGAUAAGAAUAGAAGAGAUUUUGCACAGAAUUUGUUAAAUCAAUUUAAGAUGUUAGAUACAUCAUGGAGAUCUGUAUCAAUAAUAUUAGAACAUAGUGAGAAUGUGAAUACAAAAUUUUAUGGUUUACAAAUAUUAGAAGAAUGUAUAAAUAAUCGUUGGAAUAUAUUACCUUCAGAAGAAAAAGAAGGUAUGAAGAAUUUUAUAGCUUGCUAUACUAUUACGUUAUCAACUGAAGGUACAACGGUUGGUGUAGAUAGACAUUUAUUGAACAAAUUAGAUGAGACUUUAAUUCAGAUUGUAAAACAAGAAUGGCCUGAUUCAUGGUCUAGUUUUAUUCCUGAUAUAGUAAAUUCAGCAAAAUUAAAUCAAAAUGUAUGUGAGAAUAAUAUGAAAUUAUUAAAUAUGUUAAGUGAAGAAGUAUUUGAAUUUGGUAAUGAGACCUUAGUUAAAAAGAAGAAAGAGAAAUUGAGAAAUGAAUAUGCUAGUCAAUUUCAAGAAGUUUAUAAUUUAUGUUUAUAUAUAUUAGAAGCAAAUGUGUAUAAUAAAAGAAGUACGAAUACCUCUUUGAUUAAACAGACAUUACAUUGUUUAUCUAAUUUUUUUAAAUGGAUUCCUUUAACAUAUAUAUUUGAUAAAUAUAAAUUUAAUGAUAAUAAUAUUCAAAUAAUAGAUUUAUUGUUUGAUCAUUUUUGGGAUGAUAUAUCUUAUAAAAUAGAAUGUGUUAAGUGUAUACAAGAAAUAGUUAUGUUAAAAAUUGAUGAAAAAAACAUCCUCUAUUUUGAUAAUGUGUUUAUAAAUUUAUGGACAAAAUUAGUUAGUAAAAUAAAAUUAUUACCAAAUGCAAAUGAAAUGAAAAACAUUCCACCAGAAUUAAAAAUAUUUUGGGAACAAUAUUUUUUACAAUUAAGUAUUUGUAUAACUAGCUUUUUAAAAAAUUAUCGAGAAAAAAUUGUUGAAAAAAACAAUAAUACUAAUGAUGUAAAUAUUGUAUUCAAAUUUUUAAAUAUGUUAGCUAAUAGUAAUAUGGAAGAAGUAUUUUUAAUUAUAAUUGAUUAUUAUAAUAUUUUUACAGAACAAUUAAUUAGAGAAUUAAUAACUCGUUUAGAACAAGAACAUAAUUUUAAAAAUAAAAAUGAUAUGAAUUCUUCAUCUCUUGAUAUGAAAAAUACAUUAACGACAAAUAUGAAUUUAGAUUCAUCAUCUAUAACAAAUAGAAAAUCAUAUAGUUUUGUAACAAUGAAUAAUGAUAUAAAUCUUUUAAACAACAACAAUAAUAAUAAUAAUAAUAAUCUUAGUAAUAAUAUGAAUAGUAGUAAUAUUAAUUCAAAUAUGGUUAUUAAUAUUAAUGAAUAUUCUUCUAUUCUAGACAAAAUUGAUUUAAAUCCAUCAGAUAUUAAGAAAAUGUGUCCACGUAUAAAAUUAUAUGAAUUUAUAUUAAACGAUAUUAGAAAGACUGUUAUUGAAAAAAUGGCUAAACCACAAGAAAUUUAUAUUUCUUAUGAUAAUGAGACUGGUGAAGUGGUUCGAGAUUUUGAACCAGAUACUACUGAAAUUUCUUUAUAUAAUACUAUGAAAACAACAUUGGUUUAUUUAACUUAUUUAGGUUCAGAAAAAACCAUGGAAUUAAUUGUUGAAUUAUUAAAUAAAGAAUCAGAGAAAUCGUUAAAAAAUACGAAUAAAAAUGAAGUAUGGAAUAGUACCAAAACGAAUAGAAUUAGUUAUGCCGUUGGUUCUAUAUCUAUGUGUAUGACUUUAAAAAAAGAACAAGACUUUUUAAUGUACAUUCUGAGAAUAUAUUUACAUAUGAUUGAAGUUAAAAAUGGCGAAGAAAAUAGAGCUAUUCUAGCUUCAUGUGUUAUGUACAUUGUUAGUCAAUAUCAUAGAUUUUUAAAACUUCAUUGGAGAUUUCUUAAAACGGUUAUGAAAAAAUUAUUUGAAUUUGCUGAAAAUGAAAAGGUACAAGAUAUGGCAGCUGAAACCAUUUUAAAAAUAUGUAAACAAUGUAAAAAUGUUAUAGCUAAAAAUAAUCAUAAUAAUGAUAAUAAUGAAUCUUUUUUUAGUACAUUUAUUAAAUUCCAUAAUAAUAUUAUGCAUAAGCUACCAGAAAAAUUGAAUCUUUUAUUAUAUGAAGCUAUAGCUCAUGUUAUUUCAUGUUUCCCUUAUGAAGAAAAACAAGAGAGUAUAAAAGUGUUAAUGAGCAAAUUAAUGAAUUUAUGGAAUUCAUUAAUAUAUGCAAAUAAUAAUGGUGCUAUAAAAGAUAUGAAUAAUACAAAUUCUUUAAAUAAUAAUAAUAUAAAUAAUAACAAUAAUAUUAAUAUUAAUAAUGAUGAUAUGAAAAAUUUAGAACAUUUAUGUACUUAUGAAAAUUCCAAAUUGAUUAUUACCUUUGUUAGAGUAAAUUGUAGAUUAGCAUAUGCAUUAUCUUAUUUUUAUUAUGAACAAUUAGCUUUAGUUUUUCUAGACUUUUUAAAAAUUUAUCAACUUUAUAGUAAAUUCAUUAAUUUAGAAGUAGAAGCAAAUGGUACAAAAAGAAUUAAGCAUGCACAAUUUAGAAAUUUGUUUUUAAUGAAAAGAGAAUUCUUACAUCUAAUCGAAACUACCAUAGAGAGAAGUUGUUAUAAUAUACAAGAUUUAGAAAAGGAGUUGUUAAAAAGAGAGCAAAAAAAAUUAAAAAAUGAAAUUGAUGAAUCCAUGGAAAUCCAUUUACCAACAAUUGAAGAAGCAAAACAAAUAAAUUUUCAAAUGACAAGUAAUAUAUUAAAUGUAUUAUUAGAAACGAUAUUAGUUGAUUAUAGAGAUAGUAAUCCACAUAUAAAAGAUGCAGAAGUAUUUUCAUUAUUAUCAACAGUUUUUAAAAAAAUUGAAAAUGUAACAUGUCCUAUCUUACCAACAGUACUAAAUUAUGUAUUAUUACCAACAAUAGAUAUGAUUAAAAAUGAUUUCUCAUCUUAUCCAGAACAUCGUGAAAAAUUUUAUAAUUUCUUAGAUGCAUGUGUAAGACAUUGUUUUGAUUAUUUAUUUACAUUAGAUUCAGAAAUAUUUAAUACAUUUAUUCAAUCUUUAUUAUGGGCUAUAAAACAUGAACAUCCAUCGGUAGCUGAUCAUGGUUUAAGAAUAACACAGCAAUUUCUUCAUAAUAUUAUAAUAAAGAAAAAAGAAUAUUUAGAAGAAUUUUGUAAGGCAUUUUAUUACAUCAUAUUAAAUGAAAUACUAAAAACACUAACAGAUUCUUUUCACAAAUCUGGUUUUCAUUAUCAAACCAUAAUUUUAAUGAAUUUAUUACGAUUGUUAGAAUUUGAAGUAGUAAAUAUACCGGAAGUAGAAAUAACAAAACCACAUAUAAUAAAACAUGUACAAACCUUUUUAACUCAAUCUUUUGAAAAUUUAAACCAAAAACAAAUAGAGACAUUCUCCGUCGAUAUGUUUAAUUUUUGUGUAGAGUCUCCAUCAGCCUUUCGAUCCUUCGUUCGAGAUUUAUUAAUAUCACUAAAGGAAUUCGCAACAAAUCAAGAUGAACUUUAUGAAGCCGAUAGACAAGAAGCAUUACAGAGAGCAAAAAUGGCAGAAGAUAAUAAACUCAUAAAGUUAAGAGGAUUAAUGAAGGAAGAUGUCCCAAGCUUUUCAGCUAUAGAUGUUGAUGACGAAUGUAUAAACGUUGAAUAA